AACGUGUUUAGAAGAUGAGCUCAGCUCGACGUAGGCAGAGCCUCAGGGGAAGCAGGUGGAGUCAGGUACCAGAUCAGGAGGAACUGGUUCCAACUCCAACUGGUGGCAAAACAAAGAGAAGAGUCUGGAUUAAGGACACUUAUUGGACCAGGACCCCUACGAACUGACUGGUUCUGGUUUCUCUACCAGAUCGCCUAAAUUCCAAAAGAUGGAGGAUGCUGUUUCAAAGAAGAACAGGGCCAAACCUCCAGGAUCCAGCUGUCCGUCCAUGUGGCGAGGCUGGUCUAUGGAAAAACCUCCAGCCUUCAGUAAUAAACCGGAACCUUCAGACCAGGAAGGUCAGAACCAUAGAGAGAAAGUGGUACAUCCAGGAUCCAGCUAUCCAGCUAUGUGGCGUGGCUGGUCUAUGGAAAAACCUCCAGCCUUGAGUAAUAAACUGGAAGCCUCAGAUCCAGAAGAUGAAAAUAAGCUAUCAAGAUCAAGACCAAGAAAUGGAGGUGGACCACUGACUGCAGCAGCAGAUGUCAUCCUGGAGAAGCUUCUAGAAGAACAUAAGAUCAGUCUGAGGAAGAGAUGUGAACAUGUGACUGAAGGAAGUGAUGAAACAGGAAGUAGAACCCUCCUCAACAGGAUCUACACUGAUCUCUACAUCACCGAGGGACAGAGUGAAGAGGUUAAUACCCAACAUGAGGUGAAGCAGCUGGAGGGAGCUUCCAAGAUCCAGAACCUCCAUGAUUCUCCAAUCAGGUGCCAGGACAUCUUCAAAGCCUUACCUGACCAACAUGGAGCCAUCAGAGUGGUUCUGACCAACGGCGUCGCUGGUGUUGGAAAAACCUUCUCAGUGCAGAAGUUCACUCUGGACUGGGCAGAGGACUUGGAGAACCAAGAUGUCAGUGUGGUGGUUCUGCUUUCCUUCAGGGAGCUGAACCUGAUCAGAGAUCAGCAGCACAGUCUUCUCACGCUGCUCCAUGUUUUCCAUCCAACCCUCCAGAAGCUCCCAGCAGAGAAGCUGGCUGUCUGGAAGCUUCUCUUAAUCUUUGACGGUCUGGAUGAAAGCAGACUUUCUCUGGACUUCAACAACAGUCUGAUUGUUUCUGACGUCACACAGAAGUCAUCAGUCAACGUUCUGCUGAUGAACCUCAUCGAGGGGAACCUGCUUCCCUCGGCUCUGGUCUGGAUAACUUCCAGACCUGCAGCAGCCAAUCAGAUCCCUCCUUCAUUGGUUUCCAAGGUAACAGAAGUACGAGGCUUCAGCGACGCCCAGAAGGAGGCGUACUUCAGGAGGAGGUUCAGUGAUGAAGAGAUGUCCAGCAGGAUCAUCUCCCACAUCAGGACCUCCAGGAGCCUCCACAUCAUGUGUGGGAUCCCAGUGUUCUGCUGGAUCACUGCUACGGUUCUGGAGAACCUGUUGACCACAGAGCAGAGAGGAGAGCUGCCCAAGACCAUGACUGACAUGUACUCACACUUCCUGCUGGUCCAGACCAGGAGGAAGAAGAACAAGUACCAUGAAGGACAUCAGACGAGUCCACAGGAGCUGAUGGAGGCUGACAGGGAAGUUCUCCUGAAGCUGGGGAGGCUGGCGUUCGAACAUCUGGAGAAAGGAAACAUCAUGUUCUACCAAGAAGACCUGGAGCAAUGUGGUCUGGAUGUCACAGAGGCCUCCGUGUUCUCAGGAGUUUGUACAGAGAUCUUCAAAAGAGAGAAGGUGAUCUUCCAGAAACCAGUCUACUGCUUUGUUCACCUGAGCAUCCAGGAGUUUCUGGCUGCAGUCUACAUGCUCCACUGCUUCACCAGCAGGAACACAGAGGUGGUGGGAAACUUCCUGGGAGAAGACUACAGUGAAACAUCAUUUGAUGACUUCAUGAAAGGAAUCAUGGAAAAAUCCCUUUUCAGUCCAAAUGGCCACCUGGACCUGUUUGCUCGUUUCCUUCAUGGCCUCUCUAUGGAGUCCAACCAGAGACUCUUAGGAGGCCUCUUGGGUCAGACAGAAAACAACCCAGGAACCAUUCAGAAGGUCACCAAUAAUCUGAAGGAGAUGACAACUGAUUAUAUCUCCCCUGAAAGAAGCAUCAACAUCUUCCAGUGUCUGAUGGAGAUGAAGGACCUCUCAGUUUAUCAGGAGAUCCAACAGUUCAUGAAAUCAGAGAAUAGAUCAGAGAAGAAGCUCUCAGAGAUCCAGUGCUCCGCUCUGGCCUACAUGCUGCAGAUGUCAGAGGAGGUUCUGGAUGAGUUGGACCUAGAGAAGUACAACACAUCAGAGGAAGGACGACGUAGGCUGAUUCCAGCUGUGAGGAACUGCAGAAAGGCUCGACUCCAUGAAUGUUGGCUCUCAAAGACGCACUAUGAUGUCAUUGCCACAACGCAGAAGUCCCGCCCUUCUCACCUGAGGCUUCUGGACCUGACAGGAAGUAAGAUGCAGGAUUCAGAACUGCAGAUACUAAUCCAAGGAAUGGAGAGUCCAUGCUGUGAACUCCAAAGCCUCCUACUGGCUAGCUGUAGACUCUCAGAGGUCAGCUGUGGAGCUUUGGCCUCUGUCUUACAGACCAACCGCUGUCUGACUGAGCUGGACUUGAGUUACAACGACAGCCUACAGGACUCUGGAGUCGCAUUACUGUCUGCUGGACUAGCAGGUUCAUCUAAACUGGAAACUCUCAAAUUGAGAAACUGCAAGUUGACAGAGAUCAGCUGUGCUUCUUUGCAUCCUGCUCUGAAGUCUUCCCUCCUGAAACAUCUGGACCUGAGUCAGAACAGAGUGGAGGAUGCAGGAGUCCUGCAGCUCUGUGUUUCUCUGGAGGAUCCUGGCUGCAGCCUGCAGAGCCUGAGUUUGCAUGACUGCGGCCUGACAGAAAGCUGCUGCUCACCGCUGUCCUGCGCUCUAAAAGGCCCAACCUCCAGCCUCAAACAUCUGGACCUCAGCUACAACGAUCUGCAGGACUCGGGGGUCCGGCAGCUCAGUCCUGGACUCGGGAGUCCAAACUGCAGACUGGAAAAUCUGAGCUUGAGCUGUUGUCAGCUCACCGAUCAAAGCUGUGCGUCUCUGGCCGCUGCUCUGAGCUCCGCUCCUUCCAGUCUGCUACAACUGGACCUGAGUCACAACAAGCUGAAGGAUUCUGGACUGAAGCUCCUGGCUUCCUGGUUAAAGGCUCCAAACUGUGGCCUGCAGGUCCUCAGGCUGAACGGCUGUCAGUCCACUGAGGACGGACGCUCUGCCUGCUCUCCCAGCGGUCCGACCCGAGUCCACUGGUUCUGAGUCCUCCAACCAGCAGGAUGUCGGCUAACGAAGGAGAAAUGUUCUGUUUUUUCUAUGUAUUUUUCUAUGUCUGCUUCUGUCUCCUUGAACCCCAGUGGGCCU
This is a messenger RNA of Cyprinodon tularosa, 3352 nucleotides long. Its product is annotated as protein NLRC3-like. Bases 209 to 3250 code for a protein of 1013 amino acids. The transcript has 11 exons. Gene Ontology annotation, molecular function: protein binding. NCBI's taxonomy places the organism in Eukaryota, Metazoa, Chordata, Actinopteri, Cyprinodontiformes, Cyprinodontidae. The record is from RefSeq and is a predicted model, not a curated record.